This is a messenger RNA of Kluyveromyces marxianus DMKU3-1042, 261 nucleotides long. It is a transcript of the gene YSF3, whose product is annotated as U2 snRNP complex subunit YSF3. The transcript has 2 exons. Gene Ontology annotation, biological process: mRNA splicing, via spliceosome. The record is from RefSeq and is a predicted model, not a curated record. Lineage: Eukaryota; Fungi; Ascomycota; Saccharomycetes; Saccharomycetales; Saccharomycetaceae. Bases 1 to 261 code for a protein of 86 amino acids. Gene Ontology annotation, cellular component: U2 snRNP; precatalytic spliceosome.
AUGAGCAAUAAAGUGAGAGAAGAGCAGGUGUAUGAGGCGAUAAGAAAAAAGCAUGCUGGUGUAGGAAACGAAAAGACCACCAAGGAGGAAUGGUCGGCCAAUAUAUCGAAGGAUACGUACGCAGGGUUGGCUAUGCAUCAAAAUAUGCUCGAGUAUGUGACGCUGGCGUCGAAUUACACUUCAAAGAAGGAUGCACAACUAGCAAUGCUGCGAAAGGUUGCGAAUCCGCCUACCAGGCCGGCGUCGAAGAGGCAGCAAUGA